Messenger RNA from Dreissena polymorpha, 1858 nucleotides. RefSeq lists its product as uncharacterized. Bases 571 to 1194 code for a protein of 207 amino acids. The transcript has 2 exons. The record is from RefSeq and is a predicted model, not a curated record. NCBI's taxonomy places the organism in Eukaryota, Metazoa, Mollusca, Bivalvia, Myida, Dreissenidae.
AACGGAUCACGUGUAUUCGCCAAACUCUUACUUAUUGUGUUGCCAAAUAAACGUGUAAAGCCGGAGUCUACAUAUACACGAGCUCGAGUAAACAACUAUUUAUGGAAAUAGCAUUAACCAUAUUUCUAUAAUUAGAUAAACAACGCCACUGGUAAUAAUGAGCAAUUCAAAAAAGCACCAUUGUGUUUUAAUAGUGCUUUUAAUGAUUACGUGUAUGUGUGAUGGAGAACCAUUGACCAGAAAUAUCAAUAGUGACCAUGAUCCAGGCAUCGCUGUUAUAAAGAACUCACAUCCGAUGCUAGCUUCUUUGUUCACAGAAGCUAACAACGUCUCCGAUCGGACAAACAAUUCUGGCUUCGGUUCGUCAAUGCCCGAAACAGCAAAUAAACAACAAAUAGCUAAUUUAGCUAAUGUGACAAAUGGUCAAGAAUCUGCUAUCGGUGAUUUGCCUGAAUUCUCUGUGAAGCGUGCAGAUCACAACAUACAAAGGAAUGCAUAAACAAGUUAUGCUUGAACACUGCCCUUCAAAGGACCAGCUCUCCAUCAGAAGUCGUGCCUCUCGCCAUUCCUAUGGGUGGAUUUGAACAACAUUUAAUUGGAUCUGGCUCGCCUGUACGUCUCGAUACCUCUGUACUGCUGAAUGAUUCGACAAAAAUGAGUACACAAUCACCAGAUAGUGUUUCCGGAACUAAUAAGGCAAAUGCACUGGAUGGUAAACCAACAUCAAACCAACCAGAUACGGCAUCUUUAGACAGAAAAGUGCAUGAGAGUAAUUCUCAUAUGGAAGUCAUCGUCGCGCAGGCUUCACAAUCAGAGGCCGCUGCAAAGGUUACGCAAAUGAUGGGAGGCCCGCAUGAUGUUCCUGUUGUAAACUCGCCAUCGAUCGAUGUAAAUGAUACACACAUUAACAUUCCUAGAGCUCACGACAUAUUCACGACACAAACAGAAACGGAAGAUUCAGUUGUGGUCAGUCAUCCGGUGGAUCAAACAUUGGAGCUACAAGUACUAAAUCUUCUGUCAGGACAGCAAGGAUUUAACGCAACCGAUGGUGCACACUCUGCUGCAAUUCUUGACCAAAAUGUUACAACAAGCACACCAAGUCCAACAAUUCCACCAAGACGAAAUGCUGAGCUGCAAAACUUUGGAAAGAACUUUCUUUCGGGACUAAAGAGUAGUCUACGAUCUAAAUCGUAAUACCUAACCAAAUACUGCUUUUAUUAAGAAAGUAACGUAAAAAGAUGAUAUUUUUAAUGUUUAAUAUUGUUCUCCCCUGAGGCGGAGAUGUUCGUGCAUUAUAAAAGUGAUCUUAUGGAUGAAUAGCUUUCUAAGUACAAAGUACACACGCAAGAUUUUAUGUAAUAAUUAGAGUUACGCAAAUUCGGGUAAUAAUUUCAAGAUUUUAAUACGCAUCUCUAUCAUCCAUUAAUAUAAAAUUGUUGAAAAUUUUACAUUUACCAAAAAUACAAAACUAUGUUAUGGAAAGUUAAGCAUUUUCUUUUAAGAAUAAUGAUUAAACAAACGACAUAAAUUUUUAUUGCACAUGUGGAUGAUAAAAUGAAAACAAAGAUUACCCUUAAUUAAAGGGGCCUUUUCACAGAUUUUGGCAUAUUUUGAAGUUUGUCAUUUAAUGCUUUGUAUUGAUAAAUGUAAACAUUGGAUCUUAAAAGCUCCAGUAAAAAAUCAAGAAGAAAAUUAAAACAAGGAAAAAAAAGUAGCCGGUACCAGGGCUCGAACCAGUGACCCCCGGAGUCCUGGAGUUAGUCUGAAGUAAAAACGCAUUAGCCCUGUCGACUAUUCCGCCGACUAUACAUAGAAGAAGUAUUUUAUACGUUAUAUAAGCAAUCUUCGUAGUUUUGUA